Pelobates cultripes (western spadefoot toad) is the source of this 28906-nucleotide messenger RNA. The record is from the annotation of a GenBank genome assembly. Lineage: Eukaryota; Metazoa; Chordata; Amphibia; Anura; Pelobatidae.
GGGAGAGGCUGCUGAGCAACCUCCUAGAACUACAACUCCCGAGCUGCCCUGCGCGGGGCUCUCGCAGGGUUUGUUGCGGGAGGAGGGCAUGGGGCCUUGUUGUUGGUGUCAGUGAUGGCGGCCGCGGCAGUGGUCGCUCCCCAGGCUGAGGCCUCGGAGUCCUGGUACUUAGCCCUGCUGGGAUUCGCCGAACACUUCCGAACCUCCAGCCCGCCCAAGAUCCGCCUGUGUGUGCACUGCCUGCAGGCCGUCUUCCAGUUCAAGCCGCCGCAGCGCAUCGAGGCCCGGACUCACCUGCAGCUGGGCUCGGUGCUGUACCACCACACCAAGAACAGCGAGCUGGCCCGGCAGCACCUCGAGAAGGCGGUGAGACCCGGGUCUGGGGGGUAACAGAGGAGGGAGCAGGGCUGGGGUGACAUAGGAGGGAGCAGGGCUGGGGUAACAGAGGAGGGAGCAGGGCUGGGGUAACAGAGGAGGGAGCAGGGCUGGGGUAACAGGAGGGAGCAGGGCUGGGGUAACAGAGGAGGGAGCAGGGCUGGGGUAACAGAGGAGGGAGCAGGGCUGGGGUAACAGAGGAGGGAGCAGGGCUGGGGUAACAGAGGAGGGAGCAGGGCUGGGGUAACAGAGGAGGGAGCAGGGCUGGGGUAACAGAGGAGGGAGCAGGGCUGGGGUAACAGAGGAGGGAGCAGGGCUGGGGUAACAGAGGAGGGAGCAGGGCUGGGGUAACAGAGGAGGGAGCAGGGCUGGGGUACAUAGGAGGGAGCAGGGCUGGGGUAACAGAGGAGGGAGCAGGGCUGGGGUAACAGAGGAGGGAGCAGGGCUGGGGUAACAGAGGAGGGAGCAGGGCUGGGGUAACAGAGGAGGGAGCAGGGCUGGGGUAACAGAGGAGGGAGCAGGGCUGGGGUAACAGAGGAGGGAGCAGGGCUGGGGUAACAGAGGAGGGAGCAGGGCUGGGGUAACAGAGGAGGGAGCAGGGCUGGGGUAACAGAGGAGGGAGCAGGGCUGGGGUAACAUAGGAGGGAGCAGGGCUGGGGUAACAGAGGAGGGAGCAGGGCUGGGGUAACAGAGGAGGGAGCAGGGCUGGGGUGACAUAGGAGGGAGCAGGGCUGGGGUAACAGAGGAGGGAGCAGGGCUGGGGUGACAUAGGAGGGAGCAGGGCUGGGGUGACAGAGGAGGGAGCAGGGCUGGGGUGACAGAGGAGGGAGCAGGGCUGGGGUGACAGAGGAGGGAGCAGGGCUGGGGUGACAGAGGAGGGAGCAGGGCUGGGGUGACAGAGGAGGGGGCAGGGCUGGGGUAAGAGAGGAAUUGUACAAUUUAGGAAUAUACAUGCAUAGGGGGUAUUAAAUGAAAGUGGCUGGUGGCAUUGAGGAAAAAGCAGGACUAGGGUUUGGGCAGUGCAAGUAGAAGAGAUGGGGGAUACAAAUUGGAUGCCAAAUGGAUGCAGGGGGUGAGAGUUGGGUAGUUACCCUUAGAUGUGAAAGUUCAUGGUCUAAGUUUAUGAAAGCAAAAGUAGAGCAAGCAUGAAACAAUUUUCAACAUUGAGAAUCAUCAGUCUGAACCUUUCAUAUUUCUCAAAGUGUAAAUUUAGAAUUGAUACCUUGGUAAUUAGGCUCCUUGAAUUUUAGCUUAAAAAAAAAAGCCAGGGAACUAUCUUUGUAUUCCUUGAGCUGUAAUGUUUAUUAACUGUGUGUUUUAGCGAUUAUGAUGUUUAAAGGAAUAGUAUCCGUUCAUUCACUCUCGCUAUCCUAAAGUGAUAAUGGUGGAGAUGUAAACAAAUCCACUGUUAAGUUGUUUUUUAUUUUGGGGGGGUUGGCACAUACUAGUGAUUGCCAUAAAUCAAAAGUAGAUUUUUGCACAAAUGUGUUUCAGCUGCUACGAAUGAAUCAAAUAAUCUUUUAUAUCCGCACAAAAGAAUCAAUCCGUCCAGGAUUUACCUGUACUUUAAAAAAAAAAAAAAAAAAAAUUUAACUCCACAGGUAAAUACUGGAUGGAUCGAUUUGGCUUAGGCAUUUUAUUCAUUCGUAGCAGCUGAAACACAUUUAUGCACAAGUCUAGAAAACAGUCCUCGGUGCUAACAUUGUGACAAAACAGUGCAAAUAAUUAAAUAUAUUUGAUCCAGGUUCAUGCCGGAGUAAAAUAACACUUUAGUAAUGUUAAAAACAAGAACUGCAGUGUGAAUAUAAUAGUAGCUUUGCUGCCUGUUUUGUAAUACAAUGUGUACCAUUCACAGAACCUUGCUUUACAUUGGUACACAACCUCUUCAUUCUUGUAAACAAAUGUGCCAUGUAAUGCAUAACAGUAAUAUGGCAAUUUUCAUGCCAUAUAUUAAGUUUCUGUCUGUUUUCUUAGCACUACGUUUUGACUGUUUUGCUUAGUUUGUUACUAUUGUGACUUGCACUGGUAAGCUAUUCCACAAAUCUCCCAACUACUAAAAGUAAGGAUUAUUAAUUAAAAUAAAUGGCACACUCCUCAUUAUAAGUGGAAUAAUUAUAAUGAAUAAUGAUUGCUAAUUUCAGUUAAGGGAAUAUUGUUGCAAUUACUAAAUCAUUUAUGCAGAAUAGAAAUGUGGCAGGGAUAGCGGUGACACUGCUUCGCAUCUACUCUAUCCUUCAACUCUGCACAAAUUUUUUUUAUUCCACAGCUAAAUAUAGCAUGGCUAGCAUCAAUCAUUCCAUCUACAUCAUACGUUUUUACUCCAUUCAUAUUUUUAGGGCAUAGCGAUCUCUAAUUUUCUAUGCUUGACAAUCUUAUUUAAAUGUCUUAGUCGAGCUGCCCCUACACAAACUUCCUAUAAAGUAUCACAAAAAAAAUAGGACCUGGUUUUAGUAAUCUAAAGCAUGGAUCUGCAUCCGUUAAGUGCCUUUUUAUGUUUUUAGUAGCAUCAUCAAUGUAAAGAAGCAAUACAUUUGGAACUCGUUUGGAGCAGAUUAUCGAAAACUUACAAAAACACCCAUAGUCAGGCCCCCUCUGCAGCCACACGUGGAAUGUGUGAAUUACACUUCCACGUUAUUAGUACAAAUCAGUCAGUACACCUAAAGACAACAAUGCAAGGCUGAGAGUGCUUUGCCGAUAUGAAAUAUAUACACACGCACUGAUGUUUGUUUUUUGAAAUAUACUUAAAAGGGACACUAUACUCCCCAGAACAACUAUGGCUUAUUGUAUUUGUUCUGGUGAGUAUAAUCAUUCACUUCAGGCUUUUUGCAGUAAACGCUGUCUUUUCAAAGUAAAUGCAGUGUUUACAUUACAGCCUAGUGAUGGCUCCACUGGCCACCCCUCAGAUGGCUACUAGAGGUCAUUCAGUGUGAUUGAAGUGAUGCUGAUAGGCCAGGGUUGUGUUUUGCUUGUGCUGGCACUGCUCCCGAUCUGCCUCCUUGACAGUCUCAGCCAAUCAUAUGGGAAAGCAGUGUGAUUGGCUCAGAGAAACACCUCUGAUGAGGUCAACCAACAGACAGCUCAGGGGCAGAGGCUGCAGACUGGAAUACAAGUAAGAUUUUACUAUAUUUAGGGAAGCAAGAGUGGGGGGCAGAGGGGCUAUAUGGUGGUUUUAAUAUGGGUCAUUAAUACAUGUUUGUGUUCUCUACCCUAUAGUGUUCCUUUAAAGGGACACUCCAAGCACAACACAUUACAGCUUCAUGUACUGUCAUGGUGCCUGGGCACUGUCCUUGUAGACUAACAAUUGAAAGCAUUCCUGCAUCUGAGGAACUGCAAUGUUUACAUUUGACAGUCAGUGUGUCUGUAGUUGCUUUCAAUCAGAUGGCAUUAGAGGAACUUUCUAGUGAAGAAUGUAAAGAAAUUACAGUCUUCACUUUCUCUAUGAGGAGAAUCCUAUUUGUGGAUGGUAGUGAUUGCUUCUCAUGUGCAGUACAGCUCUCUAUGUAGAAGCAUUUGGAUGGCUAAGAUCAGCCUUUUGUGAGACCGGGGCACUGUUUUAUAAAAGGCGUUUAUAAUUGAAUUUUUAAUAUCUGUGCAUGGGCCCAACAAUCAAAAUGGCAUAAUGGAUACUCUUCCACGCCAUAUCUAUGUGUAUUUACACUAUUGUAUAACUAUCAGAUUGUUCCUUUAAAAGACCACUAUAGGCACCCAGACCACUUCAUCUCAAUAACUGCUAUGUUUAUACUGCAGGGUUAAUCCAGCCUCUUGUGGCUGUAUUCCUGACCGCGAUUUACACGGAGUAAAUCGGACUUAUUUGACGCUGGACAUCCUCACAGAGUCCAGCGACAAAUAAGAUCCCCAUAGGAAAGCAUUGAGUAAUGUUUUCCUAUUGGCGGGUUUUAAUGCGCAUGCGCCUCUGGCUGCACAUGCGCAUUUAGUUCCACUUGGGAGCUGACGUCGGCGGGGGAACAGAGGUCAUCAGCGCCUCAGCGCUGGAUUAAGGUAAGUGGCUGAAAGGGUUUUAACCUCUUCGGUGCUGAGGGAGGGGGGCCCCUAGGGAAGGGGGCACUCCAAGAACCUAUAGUGCCAGGAAAACGGGUUUGUUUUCCUGGCACUAUAGGAUCCAUUUAAGUGGGUUUUAUAUUGAGGUGACUGUAAGAGAACUGUAAGCAUUAGGCUGCAAUUGUCAAAAAUAGGUAUAAUGUCUCCAGCUCCUGUCUGUGUGUGUUUUUAUAUAUAUAUAUAUAUAUAUAUAUAUAUAUAUAUAUAUAUAUAUAUAAUAUGUAGAGAUUGUAGCCGUAUUAGUCCAGUGAUGUAGAUGUAAAAAGAGCUAAAAUUCUGUGUGUGUGUGUGUACCUUGCAGUGUUUCAGUAUAGUCCUGGUGAUGUUUCGGUUUGGGUGCUGUGAAACUAAUACUACAUAAUUGUGGAUGUAUAUUGUUACAAUGUUUAACUAAUGCCUUUUUUUUUUUUCGCCUUUUUUCAGUGGUUCAUAUCACAGCAAGUAUCCUUUUUGCGUCUGGAUUUCUAAAUGACAAUUGUCACACAGUUUAAACGUUUGCUUCAUACACUUUGGGCAACUUUGCUUUUCACUUAACAAAUCAGACUUACGCAUUCUAAGUGAUUUAAAAUGAUUUGAUCGUAAAUUCUUGAAGAAAAUUUUGAAGAGCUCCUGAAAUAGAUGUAACCAAACCUAUAUUAAUCUUUGGCCUUGGAGAAAUAUUGUGGCCUGGGUUUUAAAUUUCCAUUAGUUCACUUGCUUGUGAGCAGUAAGAAAAUAUAGCAGCCAACUAAAAACAUUUUUUUGGUGUUGGUUAAAUUACCUGAUCCAUCUGGAAUCAGCAAUAUAUUACUAUCAAUGCUACUGCUGGCUUCUUGCGUAGCAGCAUUGAGGGGUCUUUCUCGCCCGCUCUAUAUUAUUAUUAUUAUUAUUGUUAUUAUUAUUAUUAUUAUUAUUUAUAUAUAUAUAUAUCGCCAGCAAAUUCUGUAGCGCUGUACAAUGGGUGGACUAACAGACACGUGGUUGUAACCAGACAAGUUGGAUGUACAGAAACAGAGUGGUUGGUUGACGGCCCUUCUCAGUGAGCUUACAUGUAUAGUGAUGCAAAGAGCAAAGGUAGGGGUACGAAGAGGCUGGAGUAGAAUAUGUUGAUAACAACAUACUCUCACUUUUAAUGAUGCACUAAGAAAUGACAGGUGACAGAUUGCUGUUAUACACACACCCAUUACUCACUGCUCCUGCACAAAUACUACCAAUGAUUGACGUGGUGAGAAAACUCUAGUCUUAAAGUGUUACUCCAAGCACACUGACAAUUUCAGUGAAUGUGGUGCCUGGAGUCUGAAUGCAGUGUUUCACCUAUGCCAUCCCCUCGUAGAAACAAAGAAUGUGAUGGCAGAUCAUUCAUCCCCUCUAGUCUGCCUAAUUUUUGAAAUACUUUCAUUAAUCCCUGGCCUUAUGCCUAUCCCUCAGCUAGUCCUCCUCCUAUAUCCCUCCAUCCUAAAACUUAACCUAAAACUUGCUUCAUCUAGAACAGAGGCCAAGUUCUCCUCAAGCCUGAUCCCCUGCAAGAGGGUGUAAUGUCAGCAGAGUAUCAGGCUGGGGGAGAAUGUGGCCUCUGUUCUAGAUAAAGGUAGUUUUUAUCUCUAGAAGUUGUUUUUUUAGUUUUGGAUGGAGAUGAGAAUAGGAGGGUUACUCUAUCCAAAAACAGUGCUUUAUGAAAACAUUGUUCUUUUUGUUGGAGUAACCCUUAAAAACAAACAAACAAAAAAACCUUCGUCGUGGGAUAACUGCUUCACAUGACUGUUAGAUUUUCUUACUCUUAGAAAAGGAGAUAUUGUAUGAAGAGGGAAGGGAGACAUAAAAUUAAGGCAGAGAAUGCAUAAGGAAAGGAGAAUAGAGGUUGGGUGAUAGAUGGCAGAUGAAAUGAGUUAAGAAAGAUAUUGUCCUCAAUCCAUCCUUCUACAUUAGAUAUUUAAAUGCAAUGCAUUUUGUCAAUUAGUGGCAAUUUCCAGUCUUACAUUUCCCCCCUUUUUAUAUAAACCUUGGCAACAAUUUAUUAGCACGGUGUACCUUAUCACAUCAUGUUAAGAUUAGGUUUCCAGGAUAGCUGUGUGAUGGUGUUUUCUGGUUAGUUUGUUUUUUUAUUUUGUUGGGUUUUUUUUUCUCUUUCUUUUCUUUUUAGUGUUUCAUGGUAGUUUGGAAUAUAUCUAGGGUCCUCAAGGUCUACAAUUUACUGAUUAGAUUUCCUUUCUACCCACAUUUUUCCUUUCUUUUUUUUGCCAUUUUCCUUCAAUAUUUAUAUAUUGAUCACUUCUUUGUAAGUCCACUGGCAAUUGUAAUUUUCUUUAAUUUGACACCAUUCUCUCUUGGCAGUUCUUCUAAGUUACUGUAUUUGUGUGAGGACAUAAUUAUUAUUAUUAUUUUUUUUAAAGAUUUGUUGUCCUUAACCCAAUGCCCUCAGAUCCCACAGUUUGAAGAUGUGAAAUUUGAAGCAGCAAGUCUUUUGUCCGAGUUAUAUUGUCAAGAAGUAAGUUAGAUGCUAAACUGCUGAUUUAGUACUGUCCAAGUCUUUCCAUGAUAUGUGUUCUACUUAAAAAAAAUAAAUAAAUCUUAGUAUGGAAUGUAGCUGUACAACACGUAGACUGCCUUGCGGAACCAACAAGAAUUGACUUAUUUGUGUACUCGUCCUCCAGCAUUGCUUAACAUACAAUGAGGAGAAAAAGUAUUUGGUCCCCGGCUGAUUUUGAACGUUUGUCCACUGACAAAGAAAUGAUCAGUCUAUAAUUUUAACAGUGAGAGACAGAAUAACAAAAAAAAAUAUCCAGAAAAACGCAUGUCAAAAAAGUUAUAAAUUGAUUUGCAUGUCAAUGAGUGAAAUAAGUAUUUGACCCCUUCGACUUGGUGGCAACUCUUGUUGGCAAUCACAGAGGUCAGACGUUUCUUGUAGUUGGCUACCAGGUUUGCACACAUCUCAGAAAGGAUUUUAUCCCACUCCCCUUUGCAGAUCAUCUCCAAGUCAUUAAGUUUUCGAGGCUGACGUUUGGCAACUCGAACCUUCAGUUCCCUACAGAUUUUCUAUGGGAUUAAGGUCUGGAGACUGGCUAGGCCACUCCAGGACCUUAAUGUGCUUUUUCUUGAGACACUCCUUUGUUGCCUUGGUUGUGUGUUUUUGGUCAUUGUCAUGCUGGAAUACCUAUCCACGACCCAUGUUCAAUGUCCUGGCUGAGGGAAGGAGGUUCUCACCCAAGAUUUGACGGUACAUGGCCCCGACCAUCGUCCCUUUGAUGCAUGUCCCCUUAGCAGAAAAAUUUGCUGAUAGGGGAUCAAAUGCUUAUUUCACUCAUUGACAUGCAAAUCAAUUUAUAACUUUUUUGACAUGCGCUUUUCUGGAUUUUUUUUUUUUUUUUCUUCUUGUUCUGUCUCUCUGUUAAAAUACACCUACCAUUAAAAUUAUAGGCUGAUCAUUUCUUUGUCAGUGGACAAACUUUCAAAAUCAGCAGGAGAUCAAAUACUUUUUUCCUUCACUGUAUCCCAGCAGCAGAGCAUAAACCUCUCAAAUGGAUUUAAAAAUUUUUUUUAAAUAUAUUUUAUAUAUAUAUAUAUAUAUAUAUAUAUAUAUAUAUAUAUAUAUAUAUAUACAUAUAUUACAAUAGAUAAUUAUAGCUCUAAUAUGUUAAUAUAUCCUUAUAGAACAAGAUAUUUUUUAUUUUAUCAUUUGGGAAAAAUGGGAGAUAGAAUUGUUGCUUGGUUUCUGAGAUUCAUAACAUAACAAAUUCCCAUUUUGAGUUAAACAGGAUUGGUAGUUAAUUCAGAUUGACAUAAAUUUAAACAUUUCAAGUAAUAUUUUUUUAAAAUAAUAUUUUGUUAAAAAAAAAAAGAUAUAUAUAUUUUUUUUUUUUUAAAUCCCACUUUGGUUUGCAUUUGGAAAUGCAUUUUUGCAAGAAUUUACUUGAGCAAGAUUAAUUGUACAUAAUAUAUUGCCAUUUUAUCUUGCCGUAUUUAAACCAUAUUAUGGUUGCAGGCUGGUAUCAGAUGUCCAAAUAGGGUGUCAUUUCCUGGCCAUUUGUGCUUUCAGAAUGUUUUAUGGGCAGUGUUUCAGAAAGGAAUUAUCUAUAUGAGCAGGGUGUUAAAAUACCAUGUGUUAUGUCAAAGUUAAGAAAAUUUUAUAUUUCAUAGAGAUGUUGUGACCCGUGUCUCUGGUAUGGUGGAGCUGUCGCAAUUUCUUCUUUUUACUUUUUUAUUUUUAUUUACUUAUUAGGAAUAAUAUUUCCUUUUUUUUUUUUAAAUUAAUUUUUAUGUUGUAAGGCAAUUGUGUGCUAUAUAUUAUCCAUGAAAUAAGUUACAUCUGUGCAUGAAAAUCUCUUUAUUGUAGAACUCUGUGGAUGCUGCUAAACCUCUUCUUCGUAAAGCUAUUCAGAUCUCCCAGCAGACCCCUUACUGGCAUUGCAGGCUUCUCUUCCAACUUGCUGUAAGUAUAUGCUUCUGCCCAGCAGAGGGGGCAGAUUUCACCCUGUAGAAGUUUUCACCUUUAGUUCCUUUCAUGUCUUUUUGUAUCAAGACACUAGGUGAGGGUUUUUGGGUUAUAUCCGUGAUGAACGAAAAGCUAGUUUUUAUUUUAUAUAGUCCAUUAGGGUUGUCUCGUUUUGAAUUGUUUAAAGUCCUAUUUAAAAUGUAUUUUUCUAAAUCAUUAAAAAAUAUGUAUAUUUUUUUUCCCCACCAUAUAGCAACUACAUACACUUGAGAAAGAUUUGGUGUCAGCCUGUGACCUGUUAGGAGUCGGAGCUGAGUAUGCACGUGUUGUGGGCUCAGAAUACACCAGGUAGCAAUAAAUAUAUUUUUAAUUCUCUAUUGUUCUAAAGUUGUGUUAUCUGGGGUAUAUAAAAGCUGUAAAUACACUGACCAGUCACAACAUUAAAACCACCUGCCUAAUAUUGUGUAGAUCCCCCUCGUGCUGACAAAACAACUCUGAUGCGUUGAGGCGCAGACUCCACAAGACAUCUGCACAUGUCCUGUGGUAUCUGGCACCAAGACAUUAGCAGCAGAUCCUUUAAGUCCUUCAAGUUGCAACGUGGGGCCUCCAUGAAUCUGAUUUGUUGUUCCAGUACAUCCCACAGAUGCUCAAUAGGAUUGAGAUCUGGAGAAUUUAGAGGCCGGGGCAACACCUUGAACUCUGUCAUUUUUGUUCCCCCAAACCAUUCCUGAACAAUUUUUGUAGUGUGGCAGGGUGCAUUAUCCUGAUAACAGGCCACAGCCAUCAGGGAACCCCAUUGCAAUGAAGGGGUGUAUGUGGUGUACAACAAACUCUAGGUAUGUGGUAUAUGUCAAAGUAACCUCAACUUGAAUGCCAGGACACAAGGUUUCCCAAGAGAGCAUUGCUUUCGCCAGUCAUUUUCUCCAUUAUCAAGUUCUGAUGCCCACUUUCCUAUCUGAACCACUUUCAGUGGUGAGCAGAGGUCUGGAUCACGCUGACCAUUCUGUGGCUGACACCUUUCUGUCAUGGCCAGCUAGAAGUUUUCAGCAAUUUUAGCUAUAUGAGCUCUUCUGGGCUAGCCUUCUCUCCUCAGGUGAAUCAAUAAGCUUUGGGCACCUAUGAUUCUAAUGACGAUUCACUGGUUGUCCUUCCUUGCAUCACUUUUGGUAGGUAUUAACCACUGCAUACUGGUAACACCCCACAAGACUUGCCAUUUUGGAGAUUGUCUGACCCAGUCAUCUAGCCAUCACUAUUUGGCCUUUGUCAGAAUUACUCCGAUUCUUUGACUUGCCCAUUUUAUCUGCUUCCAACACAUGAAAUUCAAGAACUGACUGUUUGCUGCAUUAUAUAUCUCACCCUUUGACAGGUGUCAUAGUAAUGAUAUAAUCAAUGUCAUACACUUCAUCUGUCAGUGGUUUUUAAAGGGAUUCUAUAGUGUCAGGAAAACAAAGCUGUUUUUCUGGCACUGUAGGUUCCUACAAUGCCCCCUUCUCUCGCACCCCUCCUCCUCCUACGGGGUGUCCCUCUGUGUUUAGUUAGUCUCCGCCUACUCUCUUCCCCCACCGACUGUGGUGAUCAUGACAUUGUAAUGUAAUCAGUCUCUGUGAGUAAAUCUCUUACAUUUUAGUGCUCAACUUAAUUGCUGUCCGUCUCCUCACCUGAUACUUUGUGUGUGCGUGUUUUUUUUGUUUUUUGUUUUUUCUUCAAAGUAUGUAAAAGCAAAAAAAUGUGUAAACUUAGGAUAACCUAAUCAAAAUACUCUUAACCAGUCUGACUUCAAGCCUUUUGAAACAAUAGUUAUGUCUUCAAAGGGCCUUAAUUGUGCAUAACUGAAGUACCUUGAAAGCCAAAAUGAUUCUUCAGAUGUGCUAAUAAACCUUGUUUUUACGAUUCAGUAUGUUUGUGCUUGCCUCUUUUACGUGGACUGCAUUGUUAGUAUUUUUCCUUUUGAUUUGAGCACCUGGAUCUUGGACCAGUACUACUCCAUUAUGUCAGUGGACUACAUAGAGCUUUCUCAGUAUUUGAAGCUGUUUGAUAAUGGAUAUGUUUCAUAUAAAUAAUCAUCUAGGGGACAAGUGGCUACAUAUGUUCCAUCAGUGAGACUGUAAAUUAGACAUGUGCAAACAUGUGUAUUAAGAGAUUCAUCCGAACGAUUUGUGGCGAUCGUCAAACAAAUCGAUUGUUAUAAUUCAGUUAGUUUACAAACGAAUCAAAUCAUAAUUAUUUAAAUUAAAACCCUUUUUUGAGUCCUUUUUAUUAGGGCUGAAUUGUUUAAAAUACAUUUUUGCAUAUAUCUAGCCAAAAAUAGAUCAGAAGCUACACUUAAUCCUAUAUAAUAAGCAGCAAUUUGAAGUUUGUGGUGCUGUUUUAUGUGCCACAUGUUUUUUUGUUUUGUUCUUUUUUUUUAUUUUAUUUUAUUUAUUUUUUUUAUUUUUUUUACUCCUUCUGGCUAUCUCUAUGGUUUUGGGUUUAUCUCUGCAUGUCCUAGGAAUCAAAGCUUAUUCUCUGAAGUGUUCCUCCGCUUGUAUAUCACGUAAUAUACAUUCACAACUAAGCUUUUACCUUUAUAUGUCCUCCAUCUAGAACUUAGUCAUGUGUUGGUUAACCUUGCAUCAGAAUAUCCCUACCUCUCUGGGGAUUAGUUGUUCUAAAGGUGUCUCUAUAAGAGAAACAAUGUAUUUUUAGUUUUGUGGCUCGAUAAGAAGGGUGUAAAAUAGAAGUACAACACAGUAAUUCAACAAGAUUGUGUAUGUAAAUAGUGACUUGUGUAUCUUGCAUGACAUUUUUUAUUUAUUAUUUUUAUUUAUUUUUUUUAACCUCAAAAAAACUAAAUAAAUCAAAAUAGAACAAAAAUCAGAACAUGCUCUCACACAUUACAUAUCUAAAGUAGGAUCCAUAAAAAAUGGAGCUUUAAUGCAUUUGUAGGCCAGAUCAACAUGGGUUGUUAAACAGUAAUGACCCAUAUCAAAAUAGCCGGUCAAUUCACAGAAUGAAAAGGUAUAUUACUCUAGUCAAUUUAGAAAUCUGAUCAGACUCCUCAGGCAGCACCCCAAAUUAUGCUAGUAAUGGAUGCAUGUGGAAUGGUCUAACCAAUAACAUGGUUAAAUAAUGUGACCUGUUUCCAAAAUACCUGAAUCUUCACUCGCUCCCAGAAAAAAAUGACAAAGUACUGCUCUGUAGGUCCCACGUUUUAAACACUUGGCAGUAUCUCUAAUUUUUAAAGAAAGUUUGAGGGGCGUACUAGGCGGAUAUACAAUUUUUUUAAAUGCAUCUCCUAGUACGACGUGACUGGAAGUAAUUUAAGUAAUAUUACAGUAUAUGUUAUAGGUACAUCGGGGAUUAAACGGACACUUUUUGUCGCCAGAACCACUACUGCUUAUUUUAUUUGUUCUGGUGAGUUAAAUCAUUCCCUUCAUGCUUUUUCAUUUAUUAUUUUCAGAGAAAAUGCAGUGUUUACAUUACAGCCUAGUGAUAACUUCACUGGCCACAACUCAUAUGGCUGCUGAAGGUGCUUCCUUGGGCAGUCCUGCCUAGUAUGCAUCACAACAUUCAGUGUCUCCACCCUCUGCAUGCAGACACUGAACUUUCCUCAUAGAGAUGCAUUGAUUCAAUGCAUCUCUAUGAGGAGAUGCUGAUUGGCCAGGGCUGUGUUUGACUUGUGCUCACUAAGCCCCUGAUCUGCCUCUUUGACAGUCUCAGCCAAUCAUAUGGAGAAGCAUUGUGAUUGGCUCAGAGGCAGUAGCUCCAGACUAGAAAUUAAGUAAGAUUUUACUAUAUUUAGGGAGGCCAGGGGGCUAGAUGGUGGUUUUAACACUAUAGGGUCAGGAAUACAUGUUUGUGUUCCUGACCCUAUAGUGUUCCUUUAAUGUAGGUAAGAAAAAAUUGAGAAAAUGUAUUGGGACUAGAUAUUCCUAAUUUGUGAAUCAAUAAUCUAAAUGGAUUAGGACCAUUGUAUUAAAAGCUGUAGCCUGGAAAAUUUCUGUCUUGUAUGCUUCUAGUUAACCAAUAUUAUUUUGUUUUAUUUAGGGCAUUGUUCCUGCUCAGUAAAGGAAUGGUGAGUAUGUCCCUAUUUAUUAACUUUGAACAGGUGUAUUGUGAUUUGGGGAGAAGAUGCACUCGAUCUAGACCUUCUGUUCGCUCCGUGGGGUCUGACAGCUAGGGAGCUGUUUCAUUAUUUUCAAAGUGCACUUUUUAAAACUCUAGUUAAAAUGAGCAUAUACUGGGCAAACUUUGUGUGUCGUUUUGUUCCUUAAAGUUGUACUGACUGUGUUGUAUGUAGUGUGCCAAGUGAAUGAUUUAAGCACCAUUAGAAAAUUACACCGUUAGUUGAGAUUCUUCUCAAACAGUCUGUUACCAGAUAUGUUUUCUGAAAAAAGUGUGUAUAAAACUGUCUAUUUUAGCUUUUAUUGAUGGAGCGGAAGCUGCAAGAAGUACACCCUCUUCUCACACUUUGUGGGCAAAUCGUGGAGAACUGGCAAGGCAAUCCCAUUCAGAAAGAGUCAUUACGAGUCUUCUUCCUGGUUCUUCAAGUGACACAUUACUUGGAUGCCGGGCAGGUACGUUAUAUUUGUUUACAAAGUGCAUUUUAAGUAAGUACCACAUUCAGAAUGUAGCUGUGCUUAAAGUUACUUCUAUAACCGUUGCUGUUGCCCAAGCAUAGGGGAGGUGUCUCAUGGAUUUCUGCCUAUCCAACCCUUUUACUACCUGCUGUAUAAAUUGAAAGCAUACUUUCUAAGUAUUUCACCAGGGUUUCCUAGGAAAAUUAUUCUCCAAUCUGAAAUAUCUGUACUGUAGUAAUGAACGGAGUCAAUAUUCUAUACUGCUGUUAUAGCAAAAUCAUUGUUCUGUCUCACAGGUAAAAAGUGUGAAGCCAUGCCUUAAACAGCUGCAGCAGUGCAUCCAGACUAUUUCAACUCUCCAUGAUGAUGAGAUUCUGCCUAGCAAUCCGGCCGACCUCUUUCACUGGCUACCCAAAGAGCACAUGUGUGUUCUUGUUUACUUGGUAAGGAUGUGCAUUUGAACUCUGGACUCUGACAUAGGUUUGAUGUUCUCCCAAUCUAUUUGGAGUGUGAUUGUGUAUACACAUUUAUUUCUGACCGCCUGAUUGAUAGUUUCAUUGGUGUACCUUUUGGAAACAAAUAUUGAAUAUUGUGCUUAAGAGAAUACUCUUAGCACUAAAACAACUGUAGCUUAAUGAAGCAGUAUGCUUUCAUGCAAUUUUCUUAAAGGGACACUAGAGUCACCCAGACCACUUCCGCUCAAUGAAGUGGUCUGGGUGCCAGGUCCCCCAGGUUAAGCCUUCAGAGGUAAACAUAGCUGUUUCAGAGAAACUGCUAUGUUUACAUUGCAGGAUUAAUCCAGCCUCUAGGGGCUGUCUUCCUGACAGCUGCUAUGGGCGAUGCUGGAUGCGAAAAUCGCAUCCAGCGUGCAGAACAUCCAUAGGAAAGCACUGAGAAAUGCUUUCCUAUGGACUGUUUGAAUGCACGCGGCCCGCUCCACUCGGGAGCUGUCGUUGGCGGGGGAGGAGAGGUCACUAGCGCUGAGGGAACCCAAUGCUGGAUUAAAACAAGAAGCUGAAGGGGUUUUAACCCCUUCUGCGCCAAGCAAGGGGUGCCCUGAGGGUGGGGGGUACCCAAGGGUUAUAUAGUGUCAGGAAAACGAGUUUGUGAUCCUUUAGUGCUGGUAAAUAUGUAUUGAGAAAAUCUGCAUUUCACCACUAUAUUAUAGUUUUCUGUACUAGCCAGCCUUUUAGAUGACAUAAUUGGACAUAUAUAUGCUUUAUCAAUGAUGUAUCUAUUCCAUUGUUCUGUAGUCCAGUUAAUUAAAUUGCAUUCUUACUGUAUCCUAGCCUAUAAUCCUUUGGUGUUUCCAUAUGUAAUUAGUGCUUGAAUCAUUAACUUUCUCGAUCUACGCUGUGUUGUUUUACAGGUAACAGUCAUGCAUUCCAUGCAGGCAGGCUAUCUGGAGAAGGCCCAGAAAUACACAGACAAGGCUUUAAUGCAGUUAGAGAAACUAAAGAGUAAGUACAUCAUUACUAGAUUAAGAUAUGAAGUCUGUAGAGGCCAAGGGACUAAAUUACAUUCUUAUGAACACUUUUGCACUGGUAUCUUUUCAGCUAUUUACUAUGUAAAUGUGCAUUGAAUUUGCCCACUUCUCUUUUCAGUGCUGGACAGCAGCCCGAUACUGUCGUCCUUCCAAGUCAUCUUACUGGAACACAUAAUUAUGUGUCGUCUGGUCACAGGACACAAAGCCACAGCAUUACAAGAGGUUGGAUACUGUGUGUGCUCUCUAAAGAAUCACACUUGGCCUCGUUGACUUUGGAGCAUUCUAACAAAAUGAUAUUUAUUUUCUAGAUAUCCCAAGUCUGCCAGUUGUGUCAACAAUCCCCAAGGCUGUUUUCUAACCACGCUGCCCAACUGCACACAUUGCUGGUAAAAACAGAAUACAAUUUGAUGUUGUUGAAUUCAGCUCAUAUGCUUGUAUAACAUUUUGGAAAUGUUAUUUGUGUUGGUGGGGAUAGCUGUAAUUUUUCUUGAUUGUCUUUAAUUUGCAAUUACAUAAUACAUUAUUCCAGUUCAAUUGAUGCAUUUUAAUCACUCAAUUUUGUUAAAUACAUUAGAAUGCCAAAUCCAGCUGUAGUUUUGCUAGUUUGGAUCAACAAUACUGGAAGAAAAUGCUAAUUCACUUUUAUUUUUGUGCAGGGUUUAUAUUGCAUCUCUGUGAACUGUAUGGAUAAUGCAGAGGCCCAGUUCACAACAGCACUGAGGGUGAGUUUCUAUUUCCUUUCCUUUAUGCAGUGGUUACUGUUUAAAUACUGUUGUAUCUAAUAGCCAUUUGUUAUUUUCAAUACUGCAUGAAAUUCCAUUGAUGAUUAGAAACAAAUAGUAGCUUGCAUCAGAGUUUAGAUGAGUUUAUAUGCAAGGUAAGUAAUUAUUGGACUUUCAAAAGCAAUAUGUACAUUUUCAAUGGUCUGCAAAACAUAUGCAUUUGAUGAGAAAACAGCCUCUUUAAUUACUGAAACUAAAGAUAAAAUUGUGGGGACAAAUGCAGAAUUCUUAACCACUUCACUACCGAGCACUUUCCAAUUGAAAACAAUAUUAUGAGCAUAUAGACCUAUCAUAGCACAGUAAUUUUGUGUCUAGAUUGCUUUACAGACAAGCGUAAAAAUUAAAUUUUAUUUAAAUGAACAUUAUAGGGUCAGGAACACAAACCUGUAUUCUUGACCCUAUAGUGUUAAAAUCACCAUUUAGGUGGCUUGCUCCUCUUAAAAGGUGAGAAAACUUACCUUUGGCACUGGCCCCACCCAUGAUCUGAUUCCUUGGCUGACAUCAGAAUUGAUGAUCUCAGUCAUUCCAAUGCAUUUCCAUAGGAAAAUUGUCACAUGGGUGGGCCAAUCAGCAUCUCCUCUUGGAGAUGCAUUAAAUUAAUGCAUCACUAUGGGGAAGUUCAUCGUCUCCAUGCAGAGCGUGGAGAUGCUGAACAUCUUGCAGCACUGCCCUAGGAAACACCUCCAGUGGCCACUAAAUGUGUUCCUAUGGAGAAAUGUAAACACUGCCUUUUUUUCUGAAAAAGUAGUGUUUACAUUAAAAAGGCUGCAAGGACAAACUACACACUAGAAUAACUCAAUUAAGCUGUAGUUGUUCUGGUGACUAGUGUCCCCGUAAUUUUAUACAUAUAUAUUUUUUUUCUUUUUCUCAUGUCCGUUCAUCCUUCUUUAUUUUUUAUUUAUUUUUAUUUAGAGUUUUUGAAUAUUUGGUUUAGUGAAAGCAGGGAUUACAGAAUAAAGAAAGGGAAGUGGGUACAUUUCAGGGAAAGUACAGUAUCAUUGGUAUCAGAAAUAAAAAGCGUUUCAUGUGAGUGUACAGCAGAUUACAUAGGUGCAGGUAAUUCAAACAUCGAGGCAUACCAAAGGUACAAAUGAAUGCAGGUACACAUAGGUAUAUUGAUUACACUAAGAGACAACACAGCUGUGGUAUUUCCCUUAACGUAAAGGAAUAAGUAUAAUAAAUCAGGGAGAGGGGAUUACAUGGUUAGGGGAGGAGGAAGAUUCACAUCUUCAUUGGGUAUGGGGGAUGCAAGCUCAGAGUGGGUAGGAAUAUGUCGCAGGUUAAAACCAUAGUGCCGAUAAUGCAUUGAGGGAUUAUCAGCCCCUGUGGUGGUGCUUCUUAAAGGGUAUUUAGAGUCGCAUGAUUAUGUAGGCUAGUUACCCAUCGGGUCAGUUCUGCUGUGUGGGUUUGUGUUGAAUGAAGUCUUAGGGGACUAGCCUUUCAGACUAAGGGUAAGAAGAAAAGGUGGAGAAGAGGGGAAAAGAGUCUGUUCAUUUUUAAUGAAAAUAUUUUAGAAAUGAAAAGCUUUAGACUUUUUUUUUUUUUUUAAGUAUUCAACAGGGUCUAAAAUGUUAGAAUAAAUUCAAAAAUGCAUUUUUAUCCUCACAUUUUCUAGGUAUGACAAAAAUAGAUACAUAAAAAUGCUCUAAUUACCUUGCUUAUAGAUAUUUGAAAGUACCCUGAAGGCAUUACUAGUGCAGCCUACUGAAAAUGGCAACAGAUGUUUAAACAGAAUGUCUGCUUUGAUGCAUAAUGUCCACAUACAGUUAACGGCACACUUCACUGUCCAAUGCAAAAAUAAACACUGUUUAGGAGAUGCACUCCAAUGAAGACAUGCAUACUAAAAACAGCUUACAAAUUUUGUAGAAGUCUUGUCUGAAGCCAUUGCAAGCCCUUCUCUUCUUCCCUAGACCAACAGGCGAGUAAAAAUAUAAAUAUUGUCUUCUUUCCAAGCCUGACAUUUAUAACUUACCUGCAGGUUCCUAUUUAAGUGAUGAACAGAAAAUGAUGCAGUUGCAUUUGUAAAGGAUGUUGUGGAGGUUGUUGUCUGGCUUGUGGAUUUUAUUUACUAUAUAUGUUUUAGGGUAAACUUUGUAAAGUUAAGGUAUCAGUAUUACAGUUCAAGGCUUUCUUUUUUCUUUCUAGCUCACCACGCACCAAGAACUAUGGACUUUUAUAGUGACAAACUUGGCUAGUGUUUACAUUCGGGAGGGGAACAGACAUCAAGAUGUAAGUAAGAUUAGUGUGCGUUAUUUAUGUAAGAGACUCAUUCUCUCCUGAUUUACUUUAUUUGUUUUUCCUAAAUGAAUUAGACGUACCAUUUUUGACACAAAUGCCCCUCUGCCACCUUUCUUUACUUUGAUAUUUGACUGAUAUUUUAGUGACUAUACUCCUCCUUUUUUUUUUUCAUCCUCACUGUAAUGAUUGUACAGACCAUGUGACUUCAUAUGGUUUUAUUUAUAUUUUUCAUAUUGGAGUACUUUUUUUUUUUCUUCCUGUUUUUGUUUUACAUUACCUAAUCUUGCAUACAGAUGUGCAUCAAUAAAUUCAAAUAUGUCUUGUGUAUUACACAGCCAGGGUUAUUCACCUGAGUUAUUUAUUUUGUGCUUUGUCUACUUGGGGUCUUUGGAUCAUUAUUUCUAUUACCCAUGUCACCUCUCCUUUCUCUGUCUCCAAAGCCAUUUUGAGCAAGCUUUUGUCAUAGUCUAUCUGAUUGACUUUCACUUGCUCAGGCUGAUUUCACAGAGUCUCUACUUCCCAGUAAAUCUGAUCAGUUGUGAGUACCAUGGGCUCAGCAGAGAACUCUCAAGAAGGAUGAGCACUGCUCACAGGGCAAGGACAAAGUCAUCACUUGUAAACAUUCAGCAGCUGGGCAAGUGAGCUUGGUUGGAUAAUGACUGGUUCCUACUGUCCUCCAGACAAGGUCCUUCCAAAUUCUACAGAGACAGGGGGUCAGUGAGGAAGAAAAUAAAAAAACAAUAUGGAUGAUUAAAUGCAAAUGAUCUAAAUUCAGAAAGAAAGUGCAUCAAACGUUUAAAAGCUAAAGAGAAAAACUUUCUCUUAAAAAUGUAAAUGUAAUAAUUAUGAGGUUUUUUGUUUUGUUUUUUUUUUUAUGUUUUACUGUGACAGUGCUUCCUUUUCGUUUUGCCAAGUAAACCAAACGGAAUAAAUGAGAGGUUAGAUUCUCAUAGCAAAUUGUGUAAAAGCACAUUUAUGAGCUCAAUUGUUAAUAAUUUGAUUGUAUGAACUUUAUUUUGAACUUUGUCUCUUUCCUUUUUUAAGCUUUACAGUUUACUGGAAAGAAUUAACCCAGACCACAAUUUCCCAGUAAGGUAAGCAUGAUCUCAUAUGGAAUAUGUUUUAAGAAGUUGUAUUUUAAGCCUUUUUUUAUUAAAAAAAAAAAAAAAAGUAUUUAUUCUUCUCCCCCCCCCACGAAAUUCUUUUUUUAUUAUUAUUAUUGUUAUUUAUAUAGCGCCAACAAAUUCCGCAGCGCUUUACAGUUUAUAUUUGGGGUCUGAACGUGUAGGUCAACAUUGGUGCUCUAGACUAGUUUGACGAAAUUGGGGGGAGCGGGGAAACAUCUUUUAGACUGCUAAAUUUAGCCUGCACGGUAAUGGUCUGGGGACCCGCGAUUUGUGACAUCGGCACUGAUUGUGGCAGGCAAAGGUGAAUUUAACUUACUUGAAUCUCUUCAUGGGUGCCGCCAUCUUCUCCCGGCCAAUGUAACUGCUGGACUCUCGUGAAUUUAGGGGGGGUGACCGUGUCACCAUAGACUUUUUGGGGGUGGAGUAUGUUUGUGUGCUUUAUUAUUUUUAUUUAAAGAAAAAAACAACAAAAUAUUCUUUUCCAAUUCUAGCUCCCACUGCCUCCGUGCAGCUGCAUUUUACAUCCGUGGACUCUUCUCCUUCUUCCAAGGCAGAUACAAUGAAGCAAAGUGAGUGAUGAAGAAUAUCAAUUAUUGCUUAGACUAAAUGAAUAUAUCCAGAGAAUACUCAAACUUGUAGCUGCAGAUAUGAUGCAGAUCAUUCUGCAUGGAUUUAUAAACUGUCUUAGCUAGGUAUCUAUCUAUGCUGUCAUUGCUAUGGUGAUUGCUAUAGUUGGUAUUUUAAUAAGUUAACAUUGAUCUUGUGCUGGUAAAAAAGCACAUUGUCCCAUAGAGUUUAGAUAAAGCACAAAAACGAAAAAUAGGUAUGAGCCAGUCGCAGUAAUUCUGGAAAGCACAAUAAUGUGGACACAGUGUAUUUUACCUUGUUAGUGGCUUCAUCAAGGUGCAGUAUGCACUCUUCUAUUCUGAUCUCACACCAAUCUUAUUCUUGCUGCAGGCGUUUUUUGCGUGAAACCUUAAAGAUGUCUAAUGCUGAAGAUCUGAACCGAUUGACGGCUUGCUCCCUGGUGCUUCUGGGUCAUAUCUUCUAUGUACUGGGGAAUCACAGGGUAGGAAUAAUAUAUAACAAUAUUACUGUUUAGUAAGUUGCUGAGCCAUGUGCAUCUCAUAGGUUACCUUUUAUUUAGUUUUUCUCGAAUACAGUAUAACAGUGUUUUUAUAAGUUAUUAGUUAUAUUUUGAAAAUCUUAGGGUUUUAAAUGGGAGAAGGAAUCCAUACUAUUCCACACAGCCAAAUUUGCAUUGUCACCAGCCUUGUAUCAAAGAACAAGUAAAUGGUAUACAUAUUAAGUUUUUAAAGUCCUACUGUAGGAAGCAUUGAUUGCUUGACAGGUCCUAUUUCUUUUGUAUACUUCAUAUUGUGGCCAUAUAGACUAUUAAAAACAAGAAACGUAGCCACGGGUUGAGAAAUCACUCCAGAGCAGCAAAGAAUCUUUGCCGUUUACGAGAAAUGUUCAGUAUAUAUGACAACACAGAGGGUAGUCAAACCAAAACCUUACCUAUAAUAAAGGUAAAAAAGGUCUGAAACACAUUAAGUUUUGGAUUAGCUCCCAUUUUGAUGUCUUAUAUGGUACUUGUCUCAAGUUGGGGUUUUUUGUUUUUGUUUUUACUGUUCAACUUUUGCCUUUGUGUGCUUUGCUAAGCCCUUUGUCAUCCACCCCCUCCCCAAAAAAAGACCCACAAAGCCAACCAAAACCUUAGAGCAAUAAAUAUGUCACAUGACGUGAUUGCUAAACUGCAAACGUACCUUAUUUGAAAACUUCUACUGCUUUAGGUUGUCAUAUUGUUUAACCUAUUACAGUCUCAAGCUGUGUGAGCAAUUAAUGUAACUCUUUAGUAGAUAACAUUUUUCUGAAAUGGGCUUUACCAGUUAUUAGAUAAAGUGAUCACGAGCAGCUUCAGUAAUGCAUAACUUUCAAAGUUAAUAAUUAGCAACAUGUUUAAUAUUCUUUUCCAGGAGAGUAACAAUAUGGUUGUCCCAGCCAUGCAACUGGCCAGCAAGAUUCCAGACAUGUCCGUGCAGCUAUGGUCCUCUGCUCUGCUACGAGGUAAAAACUGCCUUGUUUCAUACUUAUGUUUUGGUAUAUUCCAGUGAAGUGGCAGCUGAGCUUCAUGUAGCCACCAAGGCUUCACUAGCACAUUAUUCCUUGUUGGAGGAAGGUUGAGAACAGAUUGCAGGAAUAUGCAGGAUGGAAUAUUUAAAACAUUUGGUUCUUAAGAAGUGCUUAAUGAAGCUCCUAAUAGUGCUAUCAGGAUGGAUUUAUAAACUAAAGUGCUGCUGGUGCCAUCAGGCAGGUAGUCAUACACGCCAUGCAGCUCAAUCCCAGAAUGCUUUGCAUGUUGGCACAUCUGGAAUUGAAAUGAGGUACAUUAUACUUAUUUCCGUUAUUCUGGUUUAAUCUAGUAGUUGAUAUAUGGAAGGGAGCAAGAUUGAAAGACAAGCUCUAAAAGCCAAAUAUAUGAUAACUAAUUGGGAAAGGGUCUGAAGAUUUGCUUGCUGAUAUUUUUUGUUUGUUUUUUUUUUAAUAAAAUGCAUAAUCAUGUUUUGCAUGUUGUUCUAUAAUUUGUAUGAAACACCUGCUCCCUUUUAAUGUGUAGAUUUAAACAAAGCCUGUGGGAACACAAUGGAUGCCCAUGAGGCAGCCCAGAUGCAUCAAAACUUCUCCCAGCAGCUGCUCCAGGAUCACAUUGAGGCCUGCAGUCUUCCUGAACACAAUCUUAUAACGGUACGUAUCUCACUAUGACUAGAGACUUCUCAUAUUUUGCACACCUUCUUACCUAACAUCUCGAGGGUCUAAUCUGUUGAACCCUUAUCCUAUUUUUCCUUUUCUACUUGACAUGGCAACUAAAAGCAAAGAAAAGGCUAUAAUCUAUAAUUCUGACGCUCUCCGUUUGUCCCUCUAUCUAUUUAAUAAGAUUUAUUUUAAAGGAAAACUCUUGGCUCUUAUCAUUUCACUGAAUGCAUUACAAUGCAUUUAGUCCCUUGACCUUGUCCCUCCAUUCAGUGUUGCACAUUUUUUGAACAGUUUAACCCUGAAUGAGAGUCUGUUCUUACUCUGUUAUUAAAUAGAGUAACUUUUCGCCAUAAUGAUUUAGCUCCACAAAAUUUUGUCCAUGUGCAUAUUUUGCUAAAUUUACUAUAGUUUGAUGACAUUGAAGCAAAUAUUUCUGCAAAGUAGAAGUGAACAGAGUCACAUAUGAAGUCAAAAUUGUAUCCGUAUUGACAAAUGCUCUAAGAUUAAAUGGUAGGAUUCUUGCAGUCUUUAUUCAACUUUUUUGUUUGUUUUUUUCCGCCUCUCUCCUUUCUGUAGUGGACGGAUGGUUCUCCCCCUGUACAGUUUCAAGCUCAAAAUGGACCUACUACCAGCCUAGCCAGCCUUUUGUAAAAUCUUUGCUAAAAUAUUGAAGGACUGAUCCAGCAUUCAACUAGUAGCACCCUUUUCAUCCCAGAGAUCCAUAAUCGCGAAAGAACUCCAUGUAUUUUUAUAACUUGCCAUACCACAAUUUAGUUGACACUAGACUCUGAGAGUGUGGUCAGGAUACACCAUGCAGCUACACAAUGGAUGGGAAUGACUUUCCAAAUGUGUGCUCUAAAGACUCUGAAUUCUGGAGACAGAGCUACUAAAAUUCUCACACCCUCCGACAGUUCCACCUCCAAAACUCACUGUGUACUGAAAGAAUUUGUACCUCCACUACUUUUAUGGAAAAAGAAAUUGGAAGAAUAUACCACAACAACAAAUCACAGCGGAUUUAAUACCUGCCUUUCACGUUUUGUCUCCCCUCCCUAAUAGAAUUGAGAGAAGGGCAUUUUUUUAGAUUUUAUAUCCAUAAAUAUAAAUAUAUAUAUAUAAAAUACUUAAAUUUUAUCAACAUUUAGACUUUAACAUGCACACAUACGGUUUUAUGAUAUUGCUCCCCCUCUCCUCCCUUCUCCAGUGUGGAUUAUAUUGUAAUAUUUGCAAGGGGAUCAGUCAUUUUUUUUGACAUUUGGAUAUAGUUUUGUAGUUUGGAGAAAUGCCUCUUCAGACUUAAGUCGUUAUAUGCUGAAGCAUCACUUGGGCCCCUUUGCAGCCACAGCACAAGCUGUCGGCUGCCAAAUGGGUUAAUUUAUCCCUCAUGUGUAGGGAUACUUUAAUAGCUUAAAUAAAAUGAUUAAGGUCGGUCUUUUUUUUAAAUUAUUAGGAAAUAUUUUUUAAAACCUUUUCUAUUUAUCUUGAUAAAGAAAAAAAAAACUGUACCUAUUGUAACCUGAAUAAUUUUUAAAGCAAUUUUGGAAGCCCUAAUCUGUUCCCUAACCUGUUCAUUUUCAUGCUUCAAAUUAUCUGUGAACUUCUUAGCUGCAGUUCUCUUUUAGUUCUCCACUGAAAUGCACCUAAAAUAUGCCCCCUGACUCAUUGGAACUCAUUACUUUGGUUAUGUGUUUUUACCGUGUUCUCCGUCGAAGUAUGAAAGGUUAUGCAGUUAUAUUUUCAGAUUUCAUCUUUGUCGUCCAUAGCCAGUUUUUUUUUUUUAUAAGUUAGUGUUUGUAUUCUCUCUUCUCUUUGAGUGUGUUCAUGGAAAAGGUAGGGUGUAUUCCCUAAGCUGGGAAUUUAACUAGGGCAUUGCAAAUUUUGGGCUUAAUUUUAGAACAAAAAAAACUUCUUGUAAACAUUGCGGUAGCAAACAUUGUAGAGCAUUUCUAAUUGAGUUUGCAGCGAAUCAUAAUUAAUGCUGGGAUAUAUUGGAAUGGGGGUUUUUAAACCCAGUAUUUAUUGCACGAGCUUUGUAGAAGUGCACACACAGACCAGUAUGCAAACCUACUGGUCAUAUUUUCUUUAAUUUAUUUGCUGGCAAGUUUAAUAGCUUGGUGUAUAUUCAUUAUUAUAUAUUUUUUUAUUUCUUACCGAAAGAAAAUCAUGUCAUGCAAACAAUAUACAUGACCGGUCCAUAUUAAAAGAAAGAGAAAAACCCUGCCCCUUCUCCCUUUUAAGGCUUGCACAGUAUAAAAUAUGCAGCCAAAUCAGAGAGCCCAGACUAAUAUCGCUUAGGAACAAAGUUCUGCUUGUGGCAUUGCACGAGCAUGCUCUGUAUCCUCUAAACACAGCCUUUUCCAGAGAUGGAUUUUCCUAGCUAAAACAAGAAACAGGAAAGUAGGAUUUGUAAAUGUUCCCUGAAGAAAGAUUGCACUGGAGAAUUGUUUUGCAGGGACUUCAAACUUACCUUUCUAGUAGAACGUUUCCAGACGUCACUCUGGGCCUAUGGGUUUGCCACCUAAUUGCUGGGGUUUAGAAUGGGACAUCUGUCUUGCAAUGUUGUGUAUAACAAUCCACUCAUAGUCCAGCAUGUAAACAGAAUAUGUACAUAUUUUCACAGUACUACUAGCACAUUCUAGGGAGUUCCACCAAUUCUAGUGUGAGAAGAAUCAGCCACCUAUGUCCGUGCCUUUCCUAAUCCUUGUGAAAUUUACAGUUCUAAAUGACAUUUCCAUGUAGAACUGAUGAUCCUGUUUUCCAUUAUAUAUGUCACUGGUUUAACCUAGUAAAUUGGAUUGGUCACUUUGCCACAUGUUGGCAGAGAGCAAUCCACCAUACUAAACUGCUAUAAGUCUAUUACUAAUUGUAAAUGGUCUGCCACCAUGUGCUGAAUGACAGAGAAGCCAACAUUGUCCAAGGAUCCCAGAAGUAGUGUCUGUAUUGGCUGUAUCUGUGUAACUCCACUAUAAAUGGUUGAAUCCAGAUAAAUUAGGCAACGUCAUUUGGAAUAUCUAUGAAACUAACAAGCAUCUUGCCAUAUUCUUUACUGAAUAAAAUACUAGAUUUUAACCUGGCUUUACAAUAUUGGUUAUAAUCCAUUUUAUGUGUUUUAUAAGCAGGCUGGAGUCCUAUAUGGCACUUGAAUUAAAACUACACUACUAACCAAAGUGAUAUUCCACUAAUGAAAUAAAAUAAAUAGAACUUUUUAUGACGCAACAUACCAUAAAUGACCAAAAUCCUAAAAACAGAAAACUUGUAAAUUUUGGAGCUCUGUCAGAAGACAAUGCAUAUGUUGACUUUAAACUUAUCCCAAUGAGGGCAAAUGUGUAUAUUACCAUUCUGUUGACAGGGCCAAUAUGUGUGUUGUUGUUUUUUUAUUUUAUUUUAUUUUUUUAUAUAUAUAUCUCAAGGACUGGACAGAAUCUAUGAUCCAAGUAUUGGGAGCCCAUAAAAUUGUGCUGCACUUGCUGAACGUUUAGAUUUGUUCACUAACGUGCGAAUUGUCAGGAAUUCAAAGUGAAUUUCAAUAUUAAGGCCUACAAACUGAAAACAUACCUGACUUGGAAAUUUUUCCAGUUUUCAGGUCCUAUUUUGAUCUUAAAUUUAAAUUUCCCAACAAUUUCCACUUUUGUGAAUAACCCUGUAUGUGAUUUAUAUUGAUCACGAUUCCUUGUUCCCAAAACAUGUUGUUGAAAUGGCUCCUAAUAUAAUCUGUCUGACUCCGAAACGGAACAUGCAUUUCACCAGUCCUUUCUGUUCUGCGUGUGUUCCUGUCUGUAUAUGCAAACGCAUUUGUUUCAUUUAACAUAACAAAAUAUUUUAACAAGUAAUGCAUCUUAAGUGUAUCAAAAGUACAGUCUUACCUGCAAGAUAUCGUUUUCUAAUAACUUGUCUCACAGAAUGUUUAGAUCUGGCUGGUGCAACCUCAAAGAUAUGGUAUUUUUAUUAUCAAAUUUUCCCCUACAAGAGAAACGUGAAACCAAUACCUAUUCAUGUUUUACUAUUACAGCAGGAUGAUACUAUUACUGAUAAAGGAUUUGUACUUAUUACAAUUGUUGCCUUAGUGGUGGCGAACCUCUGGCUCUCCACCUGUUGUAAUACGGAACCUCUUGCUCUCCACCUGUUGUAAUACAGUUUUGUAAUGCUUAAGUGUCAAGGGCUAGCUAUCACUGCUACACUGCAUGCUGUAAAACUUUACCUCUCCUGUUUUGUUUCUAAAUAUUUUUCACGUUGGAUUGUAAUAGAAUGGCGUUGGGCUUGUUUGAAGUGUCCUAAUUUUGUUGGGAUUACAGGAGUACAGCAGUAAAAUAAUGAUCCAGAUGUAAACUAUGUAUAUGUCCAAAUUCUUCAUGACAGAUCUUAGGAAAAUUGCACCAUCUGCAAUUUAAUUUUCUUACACUUACAUUGUGACUAAAGUGCUUAUUCAAUAUUUUGAUUCAAUUCAUUGGCAUUCUCAAUAGACUAUUUUUGCAUUUACAACUUUAUAUUAGCAGGGUUGUUCACGAAGUGAAGUGAGCAUUCAAAGUGAAUUUCAAAUUUAAAGGAACACUAUAGAGUCAGGAACACAAACGUAUUCCUGACCCUAUAGUGCUAAAAUGACCAUAUGGCCCUUCCCUACCCCCUAAAUAUAGUAAAAUCUAACUUGUGUUCAAGUCUGCAGCUGCUGCCUCUGCCCCGAUCUGCUUGCUUGACUGACAUCAGAAGUGAUUCUCUGAGCAUCACAAUGCUUCCCCAUAGGAUUGGCUGAGACUGUCAAGGAGGCAGAUCAGGGGCAGAGCCAGCACAAGUCAAACACAGCCCAAAUCAAUCAGCAUCUCCUCCUAGAGAUGCAUUGAAUCAAUGCAUCUCUAUGAGGAAAGUUCAGUGUCUCCAUGCAGAGGGUGCAGAAAUGUCCCAGGAAGCACCUCUAGCAGCCAUCUGAGGAGUGGCCAGUGGAGGUAUCCCUAGGCUGUAAUGCAAAACUGCAUUUUCACUGAAAAGACCGUGUUUACUGCAAAAAGCCUGAAGGGAAUGAUUUAAGGUCACUUAUUUUUUCUUAAUCGCUUCCUCUUUGCUACUUUAUUUUUUUCAUUUUUUUACAUCUAUUUCUAACUAAAAACAAGACAAAGUAGGGACUACUUUCUUAUGUAGUUUUCCUACCUCUGAGUUUCUUAGACACUGGGUGGAGCUAUGGUGUCAAUCCUGACAGCCAUCACCAGUGACAGCUCCGGGGUAUUGGAUCUGUCUAUGCUAUGACUCGCAGGAUCUUCCAUAGACCUGAAUGCUGUACUCUAGCACAUGUGCAGGAGUACAGCAGUGACAUGUCACCGUUGGGGGUCUUACCAGACGGUGCCAGUGGUGCUUUAAAAUAGCCGAACUGGCUACUGCUUUCAGUUUGACUACUCUGACCUUAAAUUUGAAAUUCACCUUGAAUUCUCACUUAAAGGGAGACUCCAGACCCCUAAAGCACUUAAACUUGCUGAGAAGAUUUAUGGGUGAAGAGGGAGCACAAAUCAUUUUGCAAACAGUGCAGAUUUAAAUACAAAUUUACACUUUUAUAAAUUAGCCUGGUAACAGCCCCUUGGCAUUCAAGCAGACAUGUCCUGUUACUUCCUGAUUUGUUUAGCUCAAAGGAACUAGACUCAAGAACACAUGUCUUGCAAAGACUUCUCAUUGAGCUGUUUUGGAAAGUCUGUGAUUGGACAGCCACAGAAAGUCUAGGCGGGGUUAGAAGGGGACGGCUUGCAAAGGCAUCAGACAAUAGAUCUGCAGGUUUUUUCAUGCUGUUUUUAAAUAUAAAGUAUUUAUAUGGAAAAAUGCAUAAUUAAAUGCACGCAAGUUUUCAUUUGGUGUAUCUAUCUACUAAACAGUGAUUUUUAUUCAUUUUGCGUUUGGGCAGUGGAGUGUCCCUUUAAGUAAACAACCCGGUAGGUAUUUAAAACUUCCUUAAGUAACAGUGGUUUUAAAACCAUAUUACCAAGAGGGAGCUGUUAUCCAGAAUAUAGUGAUAUAUCUGUAUUUGGUUAUCUUGGAAUUUCAUUACAAUUUUCAAACCUUCUGGUUUAGUGACAGAAAUGGGAAUUGUUGGAAUAUUUUUUUUAUCUAAUUGUUGGAAUAUGUCCAGAGAAUUUCAAGUUAGAGGCCUAAAUGUUCGAACUGAAAUAAUAAAGUACAUUGGAGAUUUUUCCCAGUUUCACUAGUUUGGGCUAUAAUUUUAAAUUCCCUUAAUACUUCCUGUUUCAAUUACUGAUAUUAAAUUGACAAAAAAAAAGAUGCAGAUAGUGUGUGAUUUUAAUAUGUUGGGCAGUUUUUAAAUUGCUAUGUGAUGGUGUAUUACAAAUCUCUGAUUAUGAUGUAUUAUUUUCCCCUGCCUAAAACAUUUUUUGGUGUGUGUGCCUGUAAGAAAACAAAAUGUGGCCAGAUUUACAGAGUGUGCUUCAUGCCCAUAUAUACUUUGUUAAAACAAAUCAGCUGAAAGUUUUUCUGAAAUUAUGGUGUUUCAGAUGAACUUUUACCAUUUUCCUCCUGACAUUUGUUUUGCAAUAUAAUAAUAUAACAAAAUAAUAGUCCGUCUCUGCUAUUAUGAGUUUCCUCUACCAAGGCAAUCAUGCCCAACCUGCUUGUAUUUUCCAUAUUAAACAGCAUCUAGGAAUAUCCAGCAUUUGGUUUACUUAUUAUCUGUCCUAAGAAAUUGAAUGUUUCGGGGGGAUUUAUAUAGUACCGGUAAUUCCUUUUUUGUUUCAUGCUACUACAUGAUACAGCCACAUCUGUGGUUGUUCUGAUUCUUACCAAUCUCUGCAAGUUGUCCAGUAUACCAUCCUGUAUUAGUUUUAAAAUGUCUGUGCAGCUUGUAGUCGGUGAGAAUCUAUUCCUAAAACCUAUAUUUAUGCUUUUUAUGCUCCUGAAAUAACUGGAUAUAAUCUCAUAAAUAUAAAUGUAGUGCAGACAGACACCAUAGGUAUGCCUCUGAGUGGUAGUGAGUUACUGUAUAUACUCGCGUAUAAGUUGACCCGAAUAUAAGCCGAGGCCCCUAAUUUUACCACAAAAAAAUGGGAAAACUUAUUGACUCGAGUAUAAGACUAGGGUGGGAAAUGCAGCAGCCACUGGUAAAUUUCUAAAUAAAAUUUAGAUCCCAAUAAAAU